AUGGGUAACCAGUACGUGAAACCUGAACGCCAUGGAAAUUCGCCGUACACACGGUCAGGCGUGCCGCCGCCGGCGCUUGUUAAAACUUCAGACAAGCCUUUGCACAGGUUUUUUUAGCUUUUUAUUUUUUUCUGUAUUAAUGGAUUUGGUUGGAGGUUGUUUAAUACAUACUAUUCAAUUAGAAUUCUUGAAAUUACAAAAUGAAGCAGUAAGAAUCAUUUUUUUACCGAGUUGUGUAAUUUUUAUACUUUUUUUCAAAAAUCAUUUCUUAUAAUUGUUUAUAAAUUUUUUUAAAGAGUUGUGCUUAUUGGAAUCAAAGUUGUUUUGAAACCCGUUUUUUCUAACAAAAUUCGCAAUUUCAAAGUUUCUGUCUGAAAAAAUUUUUUAUUUUUUUAUUCAUUUGAAAAAUUCCUACUUUUUCAUUUUUAGUUUUGAAUAUGAGAUGUGACUUUUUUGGGAAAAAUUUGAAAGUGGAAAAAAAAUUUUCAAUUUUUUUGAUGGUUCGGAAUUUCUAAAAAAAAAAAGUUGUUUUUUAUCUUCUCUGCGCCUUUGAUAAGGCCGAAAUAUCAUCAAGAAAUAUUUAUGUGAUCAAUUUGGAACAUGAUCUCGAGAAUCGAACUUUCACUGAAGUACCAUAACGCGAAAAGGCGCCCUCAAGCCAGCCUCAUCCAUUGGCGCAAUCGGUAGCGUGUCUGACUUGCGUCCGAAUGGUCGCCGGUUCAACUCCUGCCCGCGCCUUUUGCUCUGAUCACCGCCUAAUUUCCACGAGUUGGGAACUCGGGCGGACCGAGGUACAGAGCGAAAUGGAAGGAUCGCCCGAGCAAGCGACCAGCCACCCUUCUGCGGCUGGUCGUCUAGCGUGGGGACCUACAUUUUUUCCAUUUUUGGCAUGAUAUAUCUUUUAGUUAUUACUUUUCAAUGAUUAAAGCAUUUAUCGAAAGAAAAUACCGGAUUUUAAGAUAGAAUUAAUAAAUUGAAGGCUAAGAUUUAGAAAAAUAGUUAUAUCGUAAUUUUAGAAUACCUGAAAACUAUUAGAUUUCAUCGAAAAUGCCUCAUUUUUCAGGGUGAACGACCCGAUGUCGCUGGAACUCCACAUGGCGGAUGAGCGCGUGCGUGCGGCCGGUUUGAGUCCGGCGGAGCGAGAAUGGCGCAAGAAAUGGGUCCAUGUUAGUCGAAGAAAAGCCACAAAAAAUGAUUCAUUUUUCUUAGGAUCAACAUUUGCACGCCGAUGAGCCGAUUGUAGUCGAUGCGGUUCAUAGGCAACUCAAUCCGAUUCGCGUUUUCUACCGCUUGCCUUGGGACAAGUUCUACAAGCAUUAUUUGCAGGUGGGAAGCAAAUAAAAAAAUAAAAAAAUGGUUAAAAAAAUUAAGAAAUUUUUGAUAUUAAGAUUUGUAAAUUGUAGUUUAGAAGGGAUAUUAGACGCGUGAAAAAAAGUGAAAAAAAUCGAAUAAAAAAAUUAUUUCCUCUGGUUAGAAUCUAGAAAAUUAGGAAUUUCGACUUCGAUUUUUAUCAAAUUUAAGUCAAAAAGCUUAUAUUGAAGCAUGAAAAAAAGUCAGAAAUUUGAAAAAAAUAUUUUUUUAUUAUGAGUAAAACUGGAUAAUUAAGUGUGUAGAAGCUUAUUAGAACAGACUUUCAGCCAACUUUCGGCACGUAUUACGGUACCGCCAUCCGGGUUACUGUACCCAAGGUGGUCAUGGCUUUCAUCGUACUUCAAACCGCCUAUUACUACUGGAAAUUUGAAGUCAAAGGUUGGUUUUUGUUCGGAUUUUUCAAGUUUUCUUGAAAGUUAGGCGUCAUUUCAUAGAUUUAAUCACGUUUUUCAAGGAUUGGGCUCAUUUGCGUGGUAUUGAAACGAUGCCACAAAAGGAAGUUAUCAUGAACGCCCAGACGAUUGAGAAGAAAUUCCCCGGAUUGCUGGAAAAAGGCCUUUCCAACCCCGCCAAAGACGACUAUUACACGUGGGUUUUUUUUUUCUGCUUUUUCUUGGGAUUUGCCGAAAAAAAAUGAUGGAACUAUAUUUAGAGACAUGUAUGCGUUUUUGUGGAAAUUUCAGCUUCUUGUGAAUUUUUUUUUAUCGUUUUGAUAGGGCCUUCUGAAGCCCACAAAAGUUCUUCAGGAAAAAUUCGAAAAUCUUUUAAAAAUUUCUUUUUGCUUCUUUUUAUACCUUUUUACCUUUUCGAAAAGCUCGUUUUGGUAAGGAAUCUUUUUUUUAGUCUUUCUGAAUUUUGCCUAUGAAAAUAAAGAGCAAAUGGCUAAAUUUUACUACUCGGGCAAAGUCGGAAUGGUGGAUAAGAGCCGUUAAAAAAGAGGCUCAAAAAAGGCCCCAGAAAGGAGGCAAAAAAAGCUUUCGUCAUCCUAAAAGAUACAUUUCUGGAGGCUUUUUCCACCCUUUCCGGCUUUGCCUAUGUAGAAAUUUCAUGAGUUUUUGUGGAAAAUCAGUUUCUUGGGCGGCUUUUUAUCACUUUGAAGCGGGUUUUUUCAGACCCAGAAAAGAUUUUUCAAAAAAAAAAGUCCUUUACCUUUUGGACAUGUUUUUUGCUUCUUUUCAUACCAUUCACCUUUUGAAAAUCUUAUUUCGGUAAGAAAUCCUUCGUUGAUCCUUCUGUACGUAAUGAUUUCCUCCCAAUAAUUAUUUUUUUGUCGAAAUUCAGGCCAACGUUCAACAAACGUACCGCUUACCUCGACGUCGGAGAAACGAAACGACCGUGGUGA
Molecule: messenger RNA, 2713 nt
Organism: Caenorhabditis auriculariae
Lineage: Eukaryota; Metazoa; Nematoda; Chromadorea; Rhabditida; Rhabditidae
Source: the annotation of a GenBank genome assembly